Molecule: messenger RNA, 1584 nt
Organism: Ostrea edulis (European flat oyster)
Lineage: Eukaryota; Metazoa; Mollusca; Bivalvia; Ostreida; Ostreidae
Product: interferon-induced protein 44-like
Exons: 14
Coding region: 66-1406 (446 amino acids)
Source: RefSeq, a predicted model, not a curated record
UAUACAGUAGAUGUCCUCUCGAGAUAAGUCUGUACUGUUUUGAUGACAGGGAACACAACACUGUAAUGGGCGGUCUUCUGUCAACUGAUAGUGAAGAUAUCACUAAUUUACAAAGGAACAAUGAUCAACUACGACACGCACUGGACCAAAGUAGCAUGACUGUGGAUGAACUUAAAGAGCUAGUAAAGUGCCAAAAUGAUCAACUACAAAUCACAAUGGAACAAAAAGACGUCGUCAUACAGGCACUAAAAGAGCAAAUGAAGGGGAACAACGAACAAGUAAACCAGACAAUGGAUCAAAAUAAGAUGAUCAUACAGACACUUCAAGAAGAAUUAACAGAACAACAGAAGAUUGCCGAAGAAUACAAGACUGUAAGGCUGUUUCAAGACGUGAGGAUAUUUCUACAAAAUAACGCUCGUGUCAUUGGUGCAGUAGUGGUGGGUGGUGGAACAAUCCUGUUUGGGGCUUAUAUGAUAAAAAAAAAGUUCUUCGCAAGUGAGAGUUCUUAUUUGCUUCCUGAACCAUGGCGUAAAAUCCAUCCAACAGAGACAGAUACUCCAAAGAUCAAAGACUUCUACCUGAGAAAAAUAGGUGACAUCUGCCGUGAUAAAGACAGAAAGCUCAAUAUUCUACUUCUGGGUGAAGGCGCGAGUGGAAAGUCUUCCUUCAUUAACUCCUGUGCAACUGCUUUAAAACAAAAGGGUACCAUUGCUAGAAUAGCAGCUGUUUUAGAAGGAUGUUCGGACUCUGUAACAAAACAUUUAGCAGCAUAUGCCCUAGAAAUCAAAGAUGGUGAUGGACAGAUACGGUUACCUGUCCGACUAUUUGACUGUAGAGGACUGUUGGAUGAAGAAAGAGGAGUGCAGACUGAGGAUAUCAAAUAUAUUUGUGAUGGCCACGUAAAAGACCAGUAUAAGAUACAACCUGGGACUCCUAUCAAUCCCAACGACGAAAACUUCCUUAAAAACCCAGGAGAAAAGAACAAGAUGCAUUGUGUUGUAUACGUUUUAGAUGCUAAAAAAAUUCAGAGUGGAGACAACUUUGUACGGUCAACUGUUAAAGAGCAAUUUAAAAAAGUGAAGGAGUACUUACAUACUUCACGUACUCUUCAGCUGGUACUCUUGACAAAGAUUGACCGACUUGGUAUCAGACACAUUGUGCAGGUGUGCUACGAUAGACGAGUGAAGGAGUGCUGCGAAAUAGCAUCUUCCGUCCUUGGAGUUCCUCUGGACGAUGUGUUACCCCAGGCCAACCACUGCGAUGAGACCACCUCUUUUGUAGGGAAAGAUUUGAUAACCUUAUACAACAUAUGGAAAAUUAUGGAAAGAGCGAUCCAAUUCGUGCAAAGGGCAUCUGAUAAAAGCGUUCCUGAGCAAAAACAAAUGAGAGGACCAUUAGUUGAUUAGUUGUCAUUGACAUUUUGAGUGAACUAUCUUUCUAAUCCUAUGUCCAUUUAAUGCUAAAUAACAUAACCUAGCUUUAAAAAUCAAAUAUUUAUCUUAACAUUUUUUUUUAAUAUUGACAAUCACUACGAUUUUCUUAUGAACACGUAUCUGAGGUAUAAUGAAAAUAAAGCACUAAUGA